CCUAUAUGCACAGUUGGGCAGGAGCAGCAAAUACACCUCUCUGACACAGACACUUUCCAAAUUUUUUUUCUUCAGGAGAUUAUCACUUGGUUGACUUGGAGAAGUUUAACAAGUUGAAUCUGAGCUAAAAAGCUUGUGAAGAUUUCAACUGGGAAAAAUGGGAAACGAGAAUUCCCAAAGCAAACAGCUAACCAAGAAUGGGAAAAUUCCUGAGAAGCAUGAAAAUGGAUCAGUGAAUGGCAUUUCUGCAAGCAUCACAUCUAAUGGGCUGGAGAUUGGUGGUGUUAAUAGUGAGACCGUAGUCCAGAAAAAUGGCGGGCCCCUCAAUUUAAACUUUGCCACAGAAUCGACUGAGCGUGAAUAUGUGAUAGUCGAAUCCGACAGUAAUCAUGUGGAUGCUCCAGUUAUUACUGAAAUCCUUGAAGCCUCCGUCCAGAAGAAAGAGGUCAAGAAAAGUAAAGGAGAAAAAGUUCCUCUGUUUGGCAAAAUGUUCAAAAUGAAAGCAGAACCCCCAGCUGAUGUCGAGAGCGUUAAAGAAAAAGAGACCUCAAAUGAAGAUCAAACGGACGUAAGUGUCCCUGCCACUGAUCCACAGCGGGAGACAGCUAACCUAAAGCAAGAAUCUGAAUCAUUAACGGAGCCAGAAAGUGUGACUCUUGACCCGGGUCCAGAGGAAGAAAAAGCUCCUGAAACUGACAACGGAAACAGUCAGCCUGUGGAAAACCAAGAGGACAGUAACCCAGAAGAGAAUCCAGUUAUGAACUUCUUCAAAACACUAGUGACUCCCACUAAAACAACCAAAAAGGAAACAGCUACUCCCGAUGCCACAAAAGAUCAGUCCCCAAAGGAGACCCAACCAGCAGCAACUAUUACUGUUGCACAAGUAUCUGAGCCGCCUGCAGCACCCAAAGGAAUGUCUAUCCCACCACCACCUCCUCCAGAACCACCAAAAAUGGAAAUCAAAGGAGAGCCAGCUGCCAAACCUGUAAAACCCACACCAAAAGAAGAACCAAAAGCUGCUGCAAAGGAACCCGGGCCCUCAAAAGGAACAUCAGCCAAAGAUACUCUGAGGAAAUUCUUCCAUUCAAAGGUACUGCUAGGUGUCAUGGCAUCCAAAGGCAAAGGUGCUUCAGCAAGUGGAGCCAAUGCACCGGCCAAGACUGCAGCAGUGACAAUCAAGGAGGCACCUCAGCCAGCGGUAGAAGUACAACCAGUUGUACAAGUACAGGAGACACCAGUGCCAGUAGAAGUCCAGAGUGAAAAUAAUGUUGAACCUCAUGAGACGCCAGAGGAGGUGGCACAGCCAGUUGUAGAAGAGCAGAUGGUGGAAGAGGUACCACAGCCAGUGGUAGAAGCUGAGAAGGUGGAUCCCUCAAAAACCAGCACCUUGGAGGCUGCUCCAAAGCCAGAACCACCACCGCCUGUUCAGGAAGAGAAGAAAACAGCCUCAAAAUCCUCCUUCCUGUCUUUCUUCAAGCCUAAAGCUGCUGAUCCCAAGAAGGCCGCCCCUGCCCCGGCUGCAGCAGCAGAGGCAGCUCAGACAGUUAAAGCCAAGGAGGAACCUAAAGCAGCAGCCAAGUCAUCAGAAGCGGUUGUGGAUAGCAAACCAGCUACAGUGGCCUCCCAGGCUGGUGAUGAUGCAGCCAAUGUGCCCAAGAAACUGGAGAAGAGGAACUCCAUCCAGCUGUUCUUUAAAAUUCUGGGUCAGAAACGUAACUCUACAGAUGCCGGGGUCCAGACAGAGCCAGUUGCUGUUGCUCCAGCAGCUGAGAAGGCCAAAUGAAACCAAAACCUACAGUUUUCUGUUUCCUUGUACAGACUCCCUCUCUCUUUCUUGCUCUUACUCAAUCUUUAUAUAUAUCUUUCUCUCAUCUCCCUUUCCAACCUCUAUGGAAUUACUUUAACAAUGUCUUUUGUUUUUGUUACUGUUUAGAAGUUACAAUAUGAAUGGAAAAGUGACUGAGAGGAUAAAAGCAAGUGAACAGUUGUGAAAAAAAGAACAGUGGGCAGGUAGUGAAACUAGUGGUGAUUUGAAAUGGUCAGAAGUGAGGUUGUUGAGAUAUAUAUAUAUUUUUUUGGUCAUAUAAAUAUCUUGACAAGUAUAGCAAUGUGAGUGUGAAACAUUUUCUACAGACAUUUAAUGUGACUUCUCUCUGUUCUUCCAACCUGACAUACUGGGCUUAUGCAAUAGACAGUAUCAUGCUUUGCUUUUAGCAAUUAAUCUGUCGAAAACAAAUACAUAGGCUUUAUUUUUACAGUUCAUACCAGAAGAAUCAUGCAGGUGUGGCAAUGCAGAGGUUAAUAUAAAAUGAUAUUGAAAAAAGUAUCAAUUUAUAUGACGUUAAAAAUCAUAUAACAAACAGCACUUACAGAUUUUUUAACUUUAUGUAAGCUAUAUGUAGGCUAACAUACAUAUAUCCUAACAGUUAUGUACUGGGCCAUAUGGGAAAAUCACAAUCUUUACUCUUCUGUGGGGACCUGAUUGUAAGUGUUCAUGUUAACAAAUGCAUCUGAGGUGGCAAAAUGGUGUCGCUGUGCAAAUGUGUCCUCGUGGUACGUUUUGCAGUAGUCAUAAAUCACAGUAGAUUAGUUUUUAAUUUGAUUGCAGCACUUUGUGUCGUGUAAUUUAAAGAAAGUCUUAUGGUGUUAGUCAUUUGUGUUUGGCAUAUGUGCAAUUAAUAACACGCUUUUGUUUGCCUAUAUGUAUGUAUGCAUGUAUAUGUAACUUCAGCUAUCUUGAAGACAAUAAAUAUGUUCACCGUU
Molecule: messenger RNA, 2763 nt
Organism: Morone saxatilis (striped sea-bass)
Lineage: Eukaryota; Metazoa; Chordata; Actinopteri; Moronidae
Gene: bcas1
Product: brain enriched myelin associated protein 1
Exons: 16
Coding region: 158-1783 (541 amino acids)
Biological process (GO): myelination
Source: RefSeq, a predicted model, not a curated record